Messenger RNA from Hypanus sabinus (Atlantic stingray), 3989 nucleotides. Its product is annotated as solute carrier family 2, facilitated glucose transporter member 1-like. Bases 146 to 1660 code for a protein of 504 amino acids. Gene Ontology annotation, molecular function: hexose transmembrane transporter activity. Gene Ontology annotation, cellular component: basolateral plasma membrane; apical plasma membrane. The record is from RefSeq and is a predicted model, not a curated record. Lineage: Eukaryota; Metazoa; Chordata; Chondrichthyes; Myliobatiformes; Dasyatidae. Gene Ontology annotation, biological process: monosaccharide transmembrane transport; response to insulin. The transcript is spliced from 10 exons.
UUUCACACACCCCUCGUACGUCAGCCAUUGACAUCCAAUCCCGCGGCAAGUGGCGACACACAAAGAGCGGAUCCGGCUGCCCCAGCGUUCACGGGCGGCGCAGCAGCGGGACCGGCCGGGACACCACAACGCGAACCGGGACAAGAUGGCGAGUGAGGCGGCUGGAGAAAAGAAAGUUACCGGAAAGUUAGUGCUGGCGGUGGGCACUGCAGUACUUGGUUCUGUGCAGUUUGGUUACAACACUGGGGUCAUCAACGCUCCACAGAAGGUUAUUGAGAGCUUCAUUAAUGACACUUGGUUGUACCGUUACAAUGAGCCAGUUAGUAAGACAUCACUCACCAGUAUCUGGUCACUGGCUGUAGCUAUAUUCUCCGUGGGAGGCAUGAUUGGAUCGUUUUCCGUGGGAUUGUUUGUGAAUCGGUUUGGAAGGCGUAACUCCAUGUUAUUGGCAAACGUCCUGGCAUUCCUUGCAGCCAUACUGAUGGGAUUCUCGAAGGUGGCCAGAUCGUAUGAGAUGUUGGUAUUGGGCCGGUUCAUCAUUGGGAUCUACUCUGGCUUGAGCACAGGCUUUGUGCCGAUGUACGUGGGCGAGAUUUCCCCCACCGCCCUGAGGGGAGCCCUGGGUACCCUCCACCAGCUGGGUGUCGUGUUUGGAAUCCUAGUCGCCCAGUUGCUUGGCAUGGAUGCCUUGCUGGGGAACGAGUCGAGUUGGCCACUCUUGUUGGGGUUGCUCUUUGUUCCUGCCUUGAUUCAGAGCAUUGUUUUGCCUUUGUGUCCUAAAAGUCCACGUUACCUCCUCAUCAACAAGAACGAAGAGGAAAAGGCAAGGAAUGUCCUGAAGAAGCUUCGCGGAGUGUCAGAUGUCACCGCGGACCUGCAGGAGAUGAAAGAGGAGAGCAGGCAGAUGAUGAGGGAGAAGAAAGUGACGAUCCCCGAACUCUUCAAAUCCCCGAUGUACCGUCAGCCGAUUAUCAUCGCCAUCGUCCUCCAGCUGUCACAGCAACUCUCAGGAAUCAACGCCAUAUUUUAUUAUUCCACCAGUAUUUUCGAGAAUGCCGGGGUGGAGCAGCCAGUUUAUGCCACCAUUGGAUGUGGUGUGGUUAACUUUGCAUUCACAUUUGUGUCGCUGUUUGUGGUGGAGCGUGCAGGACGUCGGACUCUACACCUGAUCGGCCUGGGAGGCAUGGCUAUCUGUGCCGUCACGAUGACCAUCGCCCUCGUCCUCCUGAAACAACUGCCAUGGAUGAGUUACAUCAGCAUCGUCGCCGUCUUUGGCUUCGUGGCCUUUUUCGAAGUUGGGCCUGGGCCCAUCCCCUGGUUCAUUGUCGCUGAGCUCUUCAGCCAAGGCCCAAGGCCGGCUGCCAUCGCCGUGUCUGGUCUGUCCAACUGGACUGCAAACUUCCUCGUUGGCAUGUGCUUCCAGUACGUGGAGCAACUCUGCGGCCCUUAUGUUUUCAUCAUCUUCACCGUGUUACUGGUCAUUUUCUUCGUGUUCACCUACUUCAAGGUCCCUGAGACCAAGGGGCGGACAUUUGAUGAGAUUUCCUCUGGAUUCCGCCAGGGGGCCGGGGUCGAAGUUGACGUCGAUGUUGAUGUUGACUCUCAUGAGAAGGGCACCCUGGAGGAACUCAACACCCUGGGGGCUGAUUCUCAGGUUUAAUGUGGCACUGAACCACUGAGGGAGACUGGAAGACGUGGGGAUGUGUAGCCAACACUACUGAGAAAAAUGUAAGGGGAGGGGGGAGGUCGAUGGUCCCGUCAGGAGGCUGCUGUUUAUGUGUAGGAAGUGAGUUCCAAUUUUUCUGGCAGUUCACAUCUCCAAUUUUCAUAAAAUCUUCUGUUGGACAGCAAAACUAACUUUUUGAAUAUUUUGCAGUUUUGACUGACGAAGUUAUCAAUUAAUGUUUCAAAGCUUUCCAUGUAUAGAAUUAAGUAUUUAUAUGCGGGGUAUGUUUAUAGUGUUUAUAGAACAAUAAAUUAUAGUGCUAAUGUAAAUAUAAUGAGGCAGUGGCCCAAUGUAAAUGUACAAACAGAUUUGAAGUUCCUUUAGCUGUAGACUUUGGUUGUAUAUGAGUAGACUUUCUUACUGUACAGCACACAUUGUAGAAAACUACUGCAGGUUCACUGGAAGCCCAGAAUAUAUUUUUAAAAAUUGUCAUAAAUUUCCGGUACGUUUGUGUAUUGGAAAUGACAUUAAACAAUCUUGAAUCUUAAAUGCAUUUUCAAGCAAUAUCCCUGAUUCUAAACCAUGUUUCUCUGACCUUCAAUAUGACAAUUUACGCUGGAAUAAAUUAGCAGAGGAACAUGAUUGUGAGCAGGAUGAACACUUGUCUGCGAGUUCAGACGGUGGUGGCCAAGACGAGUGUAGCUGGUAGUCCUUUCCCAAGUAGUGAAUGCAUCUUCACCACCACCUCCCCAUUCCCUGGAAACGGUUUAAGCCAUCUUGUGCACCUGGGGAAGGGUGCGCUGUGGGUGGUGUGCAGGGUUACCAUGUAAAUCCCAAUGUGUAUCAAGUUGCGUCUUGCAGAGACCUCAGCGACACUGUGUUUGUGUGUGAGAUUUGUGAAAGUCAAUGUUUCACACUUUCUGUAAGGACCAUGAUGUUUUUAAGUGAAGAACACUCCAAUGCCAAUGGUGGCAAAACAAGUGAGUCUGUGUCUCUUUUCAGUUUAAUUUAAACACCGUUCCAUUGUCAAUCCAAAGUAUUAAUCACAUUUGAGGAAUAUGUGGUGCAGCUGGUUGGCUGACCUCCCUCCUGUCUGGGGUCAGCCACUCAAUGGCUACUGAAAUAUGAGUUUUAUAGAUUAUCUGAUUCCCAUGGUUUUGAUUUGAUUUCUUUCAGAAGUAAGUCCUGCUCAAUGCAUGAUUUCUGCUGUUCAAAUGCUUUGACCUAAUAUCUGGGCUGGACUUCUCUGCCCUAUCAGGGCACACAUCAGUCAGACUGGUGUCUCAAGGAUGUUCCCUCACUCAGUGUCCCACCCUUGAUCAGCAAGGUAGCGCAGUGGUUAGUGCGACGGUGUCAGAGUUGAACUCUGGCAUCCUCUACAAUGAGUUUGUACGUCCUCUGGUGUGUGUGGGUUUGCUCCGCAUGCACUGGUUUUCUCGCACCAUCCAAAGACGUACCAGUUGGUAACUUAAUUGAUCAUUGUAAAUUGCCCCAUGAUUAGGCUAGGGUUAAACUGGGGGUCAUUGGGUGGCGCAGGUCAAAAGGCUGGAAGGGUCUGUUUCACGCUGUAUCUCUAAAUAAAAUAUAAAAGCGUCUUGCCCUGUCCUCUGCACUGUACCCUGCAUCAGUUUGCCCAGAACAGACCUCGAAGCAUAACUGAGACCAAUGUGGAUCUCUGUGAGGGCAGCUUCCCCAUUUACUUGCUUGAGCUCUCUGUGACAGGCAGGGAGCUCAAAAAACACUUGGGGCUAGCUUAAACAAAGAACGACUUUUAAAGUUCGACAGUUUUUAUAGUUAUUUUCAGUGUAAAGAAAGAAAACCAUUAAACUGGAUAAUUACUGCAGAUGGAUUGGUAGUACCUUGAUGGCAGUUUUUCCACUAUAAGAACAGGUAAAAAGAAAUCUUGUUCAGAACAAGUUCUGCAGCCAUUAGAAGGGUGAGGAGACAGACGGUGAAGUGGAUGUCUGCCUCUCCGUUCUGGGAUACAUUCUCUAGGUCAGAUUCUGGGGUUUGCACUGUUAGAACUCCAAAAUUAUUUUUUAAAGAACGUAGUGCAUACAAAUGCAAAAUAUUUCUCUGGCUGAGUAAGUAACACAUUUUCUUUGGUUGUUUUUAUAAUGCCGUUGUAUCUUAUCUGUAACUGUUCCUCAGUAGCAAUGAUUGUGUCUACUGGAAACGAUGUAAAACCUGAUGUGUGGGAAAAAAAAAACAAAUUAAUCUAGCACACUUGUUUAAAAUAGCGUUUGUACACAGAUUUUUUACUUAUUUCUCUGAGAACUCACCUUAGUGACAACUAAGCUGAAAAUUAAAAAAAACAAACAUA